AUGGGUAAAACAUUUGAAGUAGCUAAUAGGUUACUUGAAGAAAUGGCUUUUAGUAAUUAUCAUUGGUCUAAUAAUAGGGGUAAACCAAAGAAUGUUGCUGCUAAUGCUACUUCUGAAAGAAUUGAAAAGUUGGAAACUAAAGUUGAUCAAAUUGUUGUUUCUAAUAGAAAUGUAGAACUUCAACUUGGGCAGUUAGCUAAUGCCAUCAAUUCUAGAAGUCAAGGAGCUUUGCCUAGUAUAACUGAAGUUAAUCCUAAACAACAUUGCAAUGCUGUCACUCUUAGAAAUGGUAAGGAGUUAAGUAACAUAAAAAGUACGAUGAAAGAAAAUGAGGUCGCCAAUGAAAGUGAAAAAGAGAAGGAGAAUUAUGAAACUGAAAAACACCCUGAAUUGACACCUCUUCCCCCAGUGACACCUUACGUACCCCCUAUUCCUUUUCCACAAAGACUUAAACAAACUAAAUUAGAUAAUGAAUUCCAGAAAUUCUUGAAUAUGUUUAAGCAAUUACAUAUUAACAUUCCUUUUAUUGAUGCUUUAAUGCAAAUUCCUUCUUAUUCUAAGUUUCUUAAGGAAAUUAUGUCUAAAAAGAAGAAGUUGGAAAAAUAUGAGACAAUUGCUUUGAGUGAGGAAUGUGCAAGUGUCUCUCUUAUGCCUUUAUCUAUUUGCAAGAAGUUAGGAUUGCAUAAUAUAAAAUCUACUAUUGUAUCUCUGCAACUUGUCGAUAGAUCUAUCAAAUAUCCAAUAGGAAUACUAGAAAAUGUGCUAAUUAAAGUCGAUAAAUUUAUUAUUCCUGUUGAUUUUAUUAUUCUUGAUAUGGAUGAAGAUAUAGAGGUACCCAUUAUUUUAGGUAGACCCUUCUUGGCUACUGUUGGAGCUAUUAUAGAUGUUAAGAAUGGUAUUUUAACGUUUGAAAUUGGUGAAGAGAAAGUUGAUUUUAAUAUAUUCACUUCUUCUAGAAACAAUUCACAACGAGAUCUUGUUUGUCAAGUUGAUAUAAUUGAAGACAUGACUAAGAAGAAACAUGUAACUGAUGCUACUAAUGCUCUACUUGAAGUGUGUUUGAGUAAAACAGAUACUAGAGACUUGUAUGCUACGUACAAUCGUCGUUUUGGUUUCUUUUAUCCUGAGAUUGAAAAAACAGCGCGUGCACUAAGGAAACAGAAGAGGUUGGAGCAAAUACAAAAGCUGCCAGAUUUUGAUUUGGAGUACAUCUUCUCUGGCGAAUCUGACAAUAAACCAUUAGAGAUGGGGGAUAACAACAAAGAAAAGCCACUACGUGACUACGCAAUGCCGAAUGCUAGUGGUGCCCCUUCAAGUAUUGUAAGACCUACUAUUUCUGCUAAUAAUUUUGAGCUUCGCCUGCUUUAA
This is a messenger RNA of Beta vulgaris subsp. vulgaris (sugar beet), 1368 nucleotides long. RefSeq lists its product as uncharacterized. The transcript has 5 exons. Bases 1 to 1368 code for a protein of 455 amino acids. Lineage: Eukaryota; Viridiplantae; Streptophyta; Magnoliopsida; Caryophyllales; Amaranthaceae. The record is from RefSeq and is a predicted model, not a curated record.